Messenger RNA from Gossypium arboreum, 1714 nucleotides. Its product is annotated as transcription factor SRM1. The transcript is spliced from 3 exons. The record is from RefSeq and is a predicted model, not a curated record. Gene Ontology annotation, molecular function: DNA binding. Lineage: Eukaryota; Viridiplantae; Streptophyta; Magnoliopsida; Malvales; Malvaceae. Bases 455 to 1327 code for a protein of 290 amino acids.
UAUCUUGUCAGCAAUUCAUGGGAAAACGCAGAUUCUCGAGUGAGCAACUUGAAAGAGGGUUUCGGCGCUUUUCAAACCCAACUGUCUUAUUUGAAAGAAAUUAGCUGUUGAAGUCAGCAAUUCACUAGAGUCCAAUUUUUUGAACCGUGGAGCUAAUCAUUAUUGAAUUCUUCAUAUACUCCACUGGAGCUUUCUGAAUUUUAUCGGACUUCAUCUCUGGUUUUGCUUGCUUGGCCUUUUCUGGGUCUACUUUCUCUCUUUUGCACGGCAUCUCUGCUUCUCCAUAAUUUAAGUAUUCCAUUAGAUCUAUUGUUAGAGAAAGCACACUUUUGAAAUUACCUCGGAAGUAUUCUUGAAAAUUCAUGGUAUGGAUUACAAACUAUCUUAAUUUGGAAGUUUAGCGGAAUUCAUUUCUAUCUUACUGUUAUUCUGGAUAGUGGAUUCAGACAAGCCUAUGACUGUGGAGGAAGCAGUCAACAGCUCCGAGUGGAGCAGGGAGCAAGAUAAGGCAUUUGAGAAUGCCCUUGCAACUUAUCCAGAGGACUCUUUGGAUCGGUGGGAGAAAAUUGCAGCUGAUGUACCUGGGAAAAAUUUGAAAGAGAUUAAAGAACACUAUGAGCUUCUAGAGGAUGAUGUUAACCGGAUUGUAUCUGGUUGUGUGCCUCUCCCACCGUAUAAUUCUUUUGAGGGUUCAACUGGCCAUGCCGGUGAUGAAGGAACUGGUAAGAAGGGAAGCGGCCAUUUAAGUCAUUGUAACAAUGAUUCAAAUCACGGGAGUAAGAACUCAAGGUCGGAUCAGGAACGUCGUAAGGGGAUUGCUUGGACAGAGGAUGAACACAGGUUAUUUCUUCUUGGUUUGGAAAAAUACGGGAAAGGUGACUGGCGAAGCAUAUCUAGGAACUUCGUGGUCACAAGAACGCCAACACAAGUGGCAAGUCAUGCUCAAAAAUAUUUCAUUCGAUUGAACUCCAUGAACAAAGACAGGAGGCGAUCUAGCAUCCAUGAUAUUACCAGUGUUGGCAAUGGAGACAUAGCAUCCCAAGGACCAAUAACUGGUCAAUCAAAUGGUGCUGCAGCUGGAGGUUCCUCUGCAAAAUCAGCCAAACAGACCUCUCAACAUCCCGCUUCACCGCCUGGCGUUGACAUGUAUGGUGCUCUAACUAUAGGGCAACCAAUAGGAGGUCCCCUUGUCUCUGCAGUUGGAAGGCCAGUGAAUCUUCCUGCCUCAGCACAUAUGGGUUAUGGAGUCACAGUUCCUGGUGCACCGAUGAACAUGGGUCCUGCAACAUACCCAAUGCCACAUUCAACUGCUCAUAGUCAUAGGUAAUAUACAGUUUAGGUGCCAAAUAUAAGGACAGAAGACUACUUGUGCAGAUAUUGGGUUACAGGGUUUUCAAUUUUAGCCUGAAUAAGAUAUGCAUAUUUGCAAGCACAAGAUGUGUCUGUUAUUUGUUUAAUCUCUAAAUAAGCCAUAGCAAGAGAAUUUUACAUGUAUCUAUGUAGGCAACUAUGGAAUAGGCUAAUGUUAAAUGUGACAGAUUUAUGGGUAGGACAGCAUUUUGAAAACUUUCUUUUUCUUCCCUUCCCCUUUUUAGCAUUAGAACUAGUCAAUGCUUAGAAAUUGUAUGGCAAAAGCUGUAAAAUAACCUUUUACAUAUUUUGCUAUUAAGAGCAGCUUAUAAUAUAUAUACUCCUGUAUCUAAUGAUUUAAGAA